GUGCGAAGUUGCCAGCUCUGAUAACGGGAUCGCGAAGCAAGCGGCCAGCGGCGCGUUCAAAUCGAAACCAAAACGUGUUCACGACUACAAGUGCAGCCGAGUGUGAGGGAGAGCGCGUGCGAGAGCUUGGAGCACAAGGAAUCCAACCCAUCCAAGAUGUCCUCUGCAAACUGUUUCCUGGCGUUGGAGGACGGCACCGUGAUGCCGGGCUACUCCUUUGGCCACGUGCCAGAGGACAAGGCUGGAGGUGGCGUCGGCGGCGAGGUGGUCUUCCAGACGGGCAUGGUCGGCUACACGGAGGCGCUGACGGACCGCUCGUACAGCGGCCAGAUCCUGGUGCUGACCUACCCCCUGAUCGGCAACUACGGCGUUCCGGCUCCGGACGAGGACGAGCACGGCCUGCCGCUGCACUUUGAGUGGAUGAAGGGCGUCGUCCAGGCCACCGCCUUGGUGGUCGGCGAGGUGGCCAACGAGGCCUGGCACUGGCGCAAGUGGAAGACUCUGCCCGAGUGGCUGGAAAUGCACAAGGUGCCUGGCAUCAGUGGCAUCGACACCCGUGCCCUGACCAAGAAGCUCAGGGAGCAGGGCAGCCUGCUGGGCAGGAUUGUCUACGAGAAGCCGCCGGCCGAGGGGCUGCAGAAGUCCAGUUUCCUGGACCCGAACACCAGGAACCUGGCCUUGGAGUGCAGUGUGAAGGAGCGACGGGUGUACGGGGACCCCCAGGGCAAGGGACCCCGCAUCGCCAUCCUGGACUGCGGACUGAAGCUCAACCAGCUGCGCUGCCUGCUGCAGCGUGGCGCCUCGGUGACCCUGCUCCCCUGGAGCGCCCGCCUCGAGGAGGAGCAGUUCGACGCCCUCUUUCUGUCCAACGGUCCCGGCGAUCCGGAGAGCUGCGACGAGGUCGUCCAACAGGUCCGCAAAGUGAUCGAGGAGGGCACAAAGCCCGUGUUCGGCAUUUGCCUGGGCCACCAGCUGCUGGCGAAGGCCAUCGGCUGCUCCACGUACAAGAUGAAGUACGGCAAUCGGGGCCACAACCUGCCCUGCCUGCACCGCGGAACCGGGCGCUGUCUGAUGACCUCGCAGAACCACGGCUACGCCGUCGACCUGGAGCAGCUGCCCGCCGGUUGGUCGGAGCUGUUCGUGAACGCUAACGAUGGCACCAACGAGGGCAUUGUGCAUGCCACCAAGCCGUACUUCUCGGUCCAGUUCCAUCCGGAGCAUCAUGCCGGGCCGCAGGACACGGAGUUCCUGUUCGACGUCUUCCUGGAGAGCAUCACCAACAAGGACGUGACCAUUCCGCAGCUGAUCGAGCAGCGACUGCGUCCCAGCCGGGUCGCCGAAGAACCCGCUCCGGCCAAGCCGCGCAAGGUGCUGAUCCUCGGCUCCGGCGGACUGUCCAUUGGCCAGGCCGGCGAGUUCGACUACUCCGGCUCGCAGGCCAUCAAGGCCAUGCGGGAGUCGAACAUCCAGACGGUGCUGAUCAACCCGAACAUAGCCACCGUGCAGACCUCCAAGGGAAUGGCCGACAAGUGCUACUUCCUGCCCCUCACUCCGCACUACGUGGAGCAGGUGAUCAAGUCGGAGCGGCCGAACGGAGUGCUGCUCACCUUCGGCGGCCAGACGGCGCUCAAUUGCGGCGUGGAACUGGAGCGGGCCGGGGUCUUCGCCAAGUACAACGUGCGCAUCCUGGGCACGCCCAUCCAGUCCAUCAUCGAGACGGAGGAUCGCAAGCUCUUCGCGGACCGGGUGAACGAGAUUGGCGAGCAGGUGGCUCCGUCGGAGGCGGUCUACUCGGUGGCGGAGGCCUUGGAUGCGGCCAGCCGUCUGGGCUACCCGGUGAUGGCUCGGGCCGCCUUCUCGCUGGGCGGUCUGGGCUCCGGCUUUGCCAACAACGAGCAGGAGCUGCAGAGCCUGGCCCAACAGGCCCUGGCCCACUCCAGCCAGCUGAUCGUGGACAAAUCGCUCAAGGGCUGGAAGGAGGUGGAGUACGAGGUGGUGCGCGAUGCCUACGACAACUGCAUCACCGUCUGCAACAUGGAAAACUUCGAUCCGCUGGGCAUCCACACCGGCGAGAGCAUAGUGGUGGCUCCAUCGCAGACCCUCUCGGAUCGCGAGUACCAGAUGCUCCGCAGCACUGCCCUGAAGGUGAUCCGUCACUUUGGCGUCGUGGGUGAGUGCAACAUCCAGUACGCCCUGUGCCCCCACUCGGAGCAGUACUACAUCAUCGAGGUGAAUGCCCGGCUGUCGCGCAGCUCCGCCUUGGCAAGCAAGGCCACCGGCUAUCCCCUGGCCUAUGUGGCCGCCAAGCUGGCCUUGGGCCUGCCCCUGCCGGAGAUCAAGAACUCGGUGACGGGCAACACGACGGCCUGCUUCGAGCCCUCGCUGGACUACUGUGUGGUGAAGAUUCCGCGCUGGGAUCUGGCCAAGUUCGUGCGGGUCAGCAAGCACAUCGGCAGCUCCAUGAAGAGCGUGGGCGAGGUGAUGUCCAUCGGGCGCAACUUCGAGGAGGCCUUCCAGAAGGCCCUGCGCAUGGUGGACGGCGAUGUGCUGGGCUUCGAUCCCGACGUGGUCACCCUCGAGCAGGACCAGCUGGCCGAGCAGCUCUCGGAGCCGACGGACCGACGUCCCUUCGUCCUGGCCGCCGCCCUGCAGUCGGGCAUGGGCAUCCAGGCCCUGCACGAUUUGACCAAGAUCGACUGCUGGUUUCUGGACAAGCUGGAGAGGAUCAACCGUCUGCAGGCCCUGCUCACCCUGACGGGCAUUCGCACGGAUGCCGCUCUGCUGCUGCAGGCCAAGCGAUAUGGCUUCUCGGACAAGCAGAUAGCCAAGGCCACCAAGAGCACGGAGCUGGCGGUGCGCCACCAGCGCCAGGAGUUCGGCAUCCGGCCGCACGUCAAGCAGAUCGACACGGUGGCCGGCGAGUGGCCGGCCAGCACGAACUACCUGUACAACACCUACAAUGGCAGCGAGCACGACGUGGACUUCCCCGGUGGCCACACCAUUGUCGUCGGCUCGGGCGUCUACCGCAUCGGAUCCUCGGUGGAGUUCGACUGGUGCGCCGUCGGCUGCCUGCGGGAGCUGAGGAAGCUGCAGCGGCCCACCAUCAUGAUCAACUACAAUCCGGAGACGGUGUCCACCGACUACGACAUGUGCGACCGCCUGUACUUCGAGGAGAUCAGCUUCGAGGUGGUCAUGGACAUCUACGAGAUGGAGAACAGCGAGGGCAUCAUCCUGUCCAUGGGCGGCCAGUUGCCCAACAACAUAGCCAUGGAUCUGCACCGUCAGCAGGCCAAGGUGCUGGGCACCUCGCCGGAGUCCAUUGACUGCGCCGAGAACCGCUUCAAGUUCUCGCGCAUGCUGGACCGGAAGGGCAUCCUGCAGCCGCGCUGGAAGGAGCUCACCAACCUGCAGUCGGCCAUCGAGUUUUGCGAGGAGGUGGGCUACCCCUGCCUGGUACGGCCAUCCUAUGUGCUCUCCGGGGCGGCCAUGAAUGUGGCCUACUCGAACCAGGAUCUGGAGACGUACCUCAAUGCCGCCUCCGAGGUGAGUCGCGAGCACCCGGUGGUCAUCUCGAAGUUCCUCACCGAGGCCAAGGAGAUCGAUGUGGACGCAGUGGCGGCCGACGGCCGGAUCCUCUGCAUGGCCGUGUCGGAGCACGUGGAGAACGCCGGAGUGCAUUCCGGGGAUGCCACGCUGGUCACACCGCCGCAGGAUCUGAACGCCGAGACCCUGGAGGCCAUCAAGCGCAUCACCUGCGACCUGGCCAGCGUGCUGGACGUCACCGGACCCUUCAACAUGCAGCUCAUUGCCAAGAACAACGAGCUGAAGGUUAUCGAGUGCAAUGUCCGCGUCUCCAGAUCCUUCCCCUUCGUCUCCAAGACGCUGGACCACGACUUUGUGGCCACCGCGACGAGGGCCAUCGUGGGACUCGAUGUGGAGCCCCUGGACGUGCUUCACGGCGUGGGCAAGGUGGGCGUCAAGGUGCCCCAGUUCAGCUUCUCCCGACUGGCGGGCGCCGAUGUCCAGCUGGGCGUGGAGAUGGCCUCCACCGGCGAGGUGGCCUGCUUCGGGGACAACCGCUACGAGGCGUACCUCAAGGCCAUGAUGUCCACGGGCUUCCAGAUACCCAAGAACGCCGUGCUGCUCUCCAUCGGCAGCUUCAAGCACAAGAUGGAGCUGCUGCCCUCCAUCCGGGAUCUGGCCAAGAUGGGCUACAAGCUGUACGCCUCCAUGGGCACCGGUGACUUCUACGCGGAACACGGCGUUGAUGUGGAAUCUGUGCAGUGGACGUUCGACAAGACGACGCCCGACGACAUCAACGGGGAGCUGCGGCACCUGGCCGAGUUCCUGGCCAACAAGCAGUUCGACCUGGUCAUCAACCUGCCCAUGAGCGGCGGGGGCGCCCGGCGCGUCUCCUCCUUCAUGACCCAUGGCUACCGCACCCGCCGCCUGGCCGUGGACUACUCCAUUCCGCUGGUAACCGACGUGAAGUGCACCAAGCUGCUGGUGGAGUCGAUGCGCAUGACCGGCGGCAAGCCGGCGAUGAAGACGCACACGGAUUGCAUGACCUCGCGGAGGAUCGUCAAGCUGCCCGGCUUCAUCGAUGUGCAUGUGCACCUACGAGAGCCGGGGGCCACGCACAAGGAGGACUUCGCCAGCGGCACUGCAGCCGCCUUGGCGGGCGGCGUGACCCUGGUGUGCGCCAUGCCCAACACGAAUCCCUCGAUCGUGGACAGGGAGACGUUCUCGCAGUUCCAGGAGCUGGCCAAGGCCGGAGCCCGCUGCGACUACGCCCUGUACGUGGGCGCCUCGGACGGCAAUUGGGCGCAGGUCAACGAGCUGGCCAGCCAGGCGUGCGGCCUGAAGAUGUACCUGAACGACACCUUCGGCACCCUGAAGCUGAGCGACAUGACCACCUGGCAGAGGCACCUCGCCCACUGGCCCAAGCGGGCUCCGAUUGUCUGCCAUGCGGAGAAGCAGAGCACAGCGGCCGUGAUCCUGCUGGCCCAUCUGCUGGACCGUCCCGUUCACAUUUGCCAUGUGGCGCGCAAGGAAGAGAUCCAGCUGAUCCGGGCCGCCAAGGAGAAGGGCAUUAAGGUGACCUGCGAGGUGUGUCCGCAUCACUUGUUCCUCAGCACCAAGGACGUGGAGCGUCUGGGUCACGGAAUGUCCGAGGUAAGGCCGCUGCUCUGCUCGCCCGAGGAUCAGGAGGCCCUGUGGGAGCACAUGGAGUACAUCGAUGUCUUUGCCACCGACCAUGCCCCGCACACGCUGGCCGAGAAGCGCUCGGAGCGUCCGCCUCCCGGAUUUCCGGGCGUGGAGACCAUACUGCCGCUUCUCCUCCAGGCCGUCCACGAGGGUCGCCUGACGCUGGAGGACAUCAAGCGGAAGUUCCAUCGCAAUCCGCGGACCAUCUUCAAUCUGCCCGAGCAGGCGCACACCUAUGUGGAGGUGGACCUGGACGAGGAGUGGACCAUAACGGGCGCCGAGAUGAAGAGCAAGUCCGGCUGGACGCCCUUCGAGGGCACCAAGGUGAAGGGACGCGUCCACCGCGUGGUCCUGCGCGGCGAGGUGGCCUUCAUCGACGGCCAGGUGCUGGUGCAGCCAGGCUUCGGCUUGAAUGUGCGCUCCAAGCCGGGACAAUUGCAGUCGGAGGCGGGACAACCGGAUCUGCUGCCCAGCGACAGCGAUGCCAAUGACACCUUUGCCCGCCUGCUGACCGCCGAGGGAGGGGCCGCCGUCCAAGGCUCCUCCUCGGCCAAGGUGCACUUUGUGGACGGCGCCAACUUCCUGCGUCCCACAUCGCCGGCCCCACGCGUGCGCCUGGACUCCACCAGCAACACGGCGCUGCGGGAGUACCUGCAGCGCAGCUCCAGCCCCAAUCCGGUGGCCCAUUCGCUGGUGGGCAAGCACAUCCUGUCCGUCGAUAUGUUCAACAAGGAGCAUCUCAACGACAUCUUCAACCUGGCCCAGCUGCUCAAGUCGCGCGUGACGAAGGAUCGUCCCGUGGACGAGCUGCUGCGCGGCAAGAUCAUGGCCAGCGUCUUCUACGAGGUCAGCACGCGGACGCAGUGCAGCUUCGCCGCCGCCAUGCUGCGUCUGGGCGGCCGGGUGAUCAGCAUGGACCAGAUUACGUCGUCGGUGAAGAAAGGCGAGAGCCUGGAGGAUAGCAUCAAGGUGAUGGGCAGCUAUGCGGACGUCAUGGUGCUGCGUCAUCCCCAUCCCGGAGCUGUGGCGCGCGCCGCCACCUUCUGCCGGAAGCCACUUAUCAACGCCGGCGAUGGCAUCGGGGAGCAUCCCACGCAGGCGCUGCUGGACAUCUUCACCAUCCGCGAGGAGAUCGGCACCGUCAACGGCCUGACCAUCACCAUGGCGGGUGACCUGAAGAACGGACGCACCGUGCACUCGCUGGCCCGCCUGCUGACCCUCUACAACGUGACCCUGCAGUACGUGGCGCCCAACAGCCUGCAGAUGCCCCACGAGAUCACGCAGUUCGUGCAUCAGCGCGGCAUCAAGCAGAUCUUCGCCACCAGUUUAAAGGAGGUGCUGCCCACCACCGAUGUGCUCUACAUGACUCGCAUCCAGCGGGAGCGAUUCGACAGCGAGUCGGAGUACCAAAAGUGCUGUGGCCACCUGGUGGUGACGCCCGAGCUGAUGACGCUGGCCAAGAAGCGCUCGAUCGUGCUGCACCCGCUGCCGCGUCUGGACGAGAUCAGUCGCGACUUCGACUCGGACCCGAGGGCCGCCUACUUCCGCCAGGCGGAGUACGGCAUGUACAUCCGGAUGGCCCUGCUGGCCAUGGUCGUGGGCGGCCGCAACACGGCGCUCUAGAGGAUCUCGGCCCGGAAAACCCGCUCUCUGUCUUGACUCGCAAAACUUUUUUUUCUAAACAAUCUUUUUUACUACACAUGUAUGUGCGUCGUGGCAUACGAAUAUAAUAUUCCAUUUGGUUAA
Molecule: messenger RNA, 6954 nt
Organism: Drosophila biarmipes
Lineage: Eukaryota; Metazoa; Arthropoda; Insecta; Diptera; Drosophilidae
Gene: rudimentary
Product: CAD protein
Exons: 8
Coding region: 157-6831 (2224 amino acids)
Biological process (GO): L-arginine biosynthetic process; 'de novo' pyrimidine nucleobase biosynthetic process; L-glutamine metabolic process
Cellular component (GO): carbamoyl-phosphate synthase complex; cytoplasm
Molecular function (GO): aspartate carbamoyltransferase activity; carbamoyl-phosphate synthase (glutamine-hydrolyzing) activity; hydrolase activity, acting on carbon-nitrogen (but not peptide) bonds, in cyclic amides
Source: RefSeq, a predicted model, not a curated record